Lytechinus variegatus (green sea urchin) is the source of this 3426-nucleotide messenger RNA. Its product is annotated as G-protein coupled receptor moody-like. The transcript is spliced from 2 exons. Gene Ontology annotation, cellular component: membrane. Gene Ontology annotation, biological process: G protein-coupled receptor signaling pathway. The record is from RefSeq and is a predicted model, not a curated record. Gene Ontology annotation, molecular function: G protein-coupled receptor activity. Lineage: Eukaryota; Metazoa; Echinodermata; Echinoidea; Temnopleuroida; Toxopneustidae. The coding region runs from base 899 to 2080 and encodes 393 amino acids.
CAUAUAAAAACCUUAAUUUUUUAUGUUUGUGUUUGGAAAGAUUGAAAAAAGCAUAGAGCAGACUGUGUUUAAAGGAAAGCAAAAUCGGGUGAGAGUAACAAUUGUCACUUAAAUACAUAAUCUGUCUAUUUGUGGAGCACUAUAACAUCAGAAUUUCUAUCAAAACAUCACUACUUACUUUGCACAAAACACUACCCGGGUGGUAUUCCAUGAAGAGGAUUUUAAAGUUACGCAUGACUUAAUGAACAACUUUACACACGACUGGAAUAUAAAAGUAACAUGGAGAUAUAUCUUUAAGCAUGAUAUUUUGAUUGACUAUUGAGCAUUGUUACAAUGGUAGUUACCACUGGAUGGCAAGGUUACUAUAAAAGUAAAUCUUAUAAAAUAGGGAACUGAUAACAAUGAAAGGAAUCAACAUUCCUAAACCACAGUUGUUCCAUUUGAUCAAACCAAAACAGUAACACACAGCAGGGUCUGAGUGCAAGACUAGGAAAACUUUUUUUUAGUGUGGAAGAAACUGAGAUCUGCAGUCCUGUCAUCAACCUAGCAGCACAGCUACCGACCAAGCCAAAUUGGUCGCUACAUUUAUAGUGCACCCUUCAAGCAGGUGACUUCCUAUUGCACUUCUAUAUUUUGGAGGGGCUUGGGACACCGAUGCUUGCUUGCAGUCCAGACGAUGCUCUGCGGUGGGAGGGGUAACAUGUUGAAUCAAGAAACCCUCUCUUGGACAUUAUUCUGCUUUGUGUUUUGGAGCAUUUGCCAUACUUUGGAAAAGUUCUGAAGAUAUAAUGUGUUGGAUUUUUAUCUGAAGAAAUUGGAAUCUCUUAAAUUUGCAGCCCUUAAAAGAUUUAUCUUAAUUGCCAAUGGAUCAGAGGGAAGGAUAGCUUUGAACUGAACAAUGGCCACAGAUUCUUAUUUGACGAACCCACCUGCCUGGGACGAUGGGAGUCAUAUACAUGGCAUUAACAAUUAUGCAGAACGUGCUUUUUUGGCUAUUCUCUACUGCAUCAUCGGUAUGGUGGGUAUCGUUGGAAAUCUCUUUGUGAUGGCAGCCGUUCUCUUAUCCAGGAAGCUCCAGACCGCUACGAACGUCUUCAUCAUCAGCCUGAGUGUGACAGAUUUAUUGGUCUCCAUUGUCCAGCCUUUCCAGGCCGUUGGGUUGCUUGGCCCGAAAGGCUGGCCACUGCAUCCUGUCAUCUGCGCCAUCGCGGGGUCAAUCGUGGUGACUGCAGUUAGCUGCAGUGUGUUGACCCUGGCCCUAAUCGCAAUCAACCGAUACAUCUUAAUCACUAGAUCUCGGAAGGAUUACAGACGGAUAUACACACCAUCCAAGAUGGCCCUGAUGGUCAUUCUCUCUUGGAUGUACCCUAUAGUAACAUUGGUCGUACCCCAAGCCGCAGGUCAUGGGAAACUAGGUUUUGAUAUCAACUCCAGACUAUGUGCAUGGGACUUCAUGCAUCCAAUAGCUUAUGUUUACCAGAUUCUAGCUGGUAUUCUUUCAAUGAUGUCUUUCAUGUUGAUUGUCAUGAGUUACACAUUCAUUUACAGACAUGUCAGGGAGCAUGUUCGGAACACCAUGGCAACAGCAAGCAAAGCGAAGCUAUCCCCAUCAGAGCCAUCACCAAACAAGUCUUCCGAAACAGAAAAGGUUCCACCUGCUAAAAAGGAACCAGGACAAAAGAAAGUGCACAAACCAACAAGACUUGACAUCACAAUCACAAAGAACCUAUUGUAUGUAAUCUGCGGAUUCUUCAUGUGCGUCCUGCCCUACACCAUCCUCCUCUUUGCAACAACUUUCGUCAAAAGUCCAGGUCUAAUCUCACACGUGUCAUCCUAUUUGGCUCUGGUUCUCGUCUUUGAUAGUUGUCUGAAUCCCAUCAUCUACGCUUUAAAACAUCCAAACUUCAAGAUUGUCUUUGGAUGCAUGGUGCGCUGUGAGUUUUCUCGCAUACCAGAACCGUCCAGAUUCCUACGGAGAUUCUUGAGUAGUUCUACAUUAACUGAUAGCGACAAUGAAGCAAGAUCAAGACAGUCAAAUACAGAGACAAGUGUGUCCGGCAUGCACACAUCAUCAUGUUGAAUGAUCUUAUAAUCUUUUAAGAGAUAUUGACUUGUUUAUUAUUUAUAUCAUCAUAAAACCAGUUUCUGUCAAAAAAAAUCAUGCAAAAGUAUAUUAUUUAAAAAUUAAAGUUACGAGUAAUAAGACAUAUCAAUCUUCACGUCAUGUCUCUUAAUUGCUCUGACAAUUUUCGCCUUAAAAAUCAUGAGGAUCAAACAUAACCAUUUUUUCAUACAAUAAUUGGACAGAUUUGUGAAAAUCUAUCUCACACGGAUAAUUCAACGCACAAUCUCCAGUUGAUAAACAGUUGGAAUUGUUAAACAUUUCAAGAAAAGAAAAGUAAAUUAUACAGUGGAAACAUCUUGCACUUCAUGUAAUUGUAUACCAAGUAAUGAUUAUUCAGUAUUUUUACUUAAUGUCAAGCAGUAAAUAAUGUUGCAAAUAAUUAUCAGAAAUUUUCAUUUUUAUCAUUGGAAUUCUUGAUCAUUUUUGAAAAACUAAAUAUUUAUUUUGUCAAGCUUAUUAACAUUUCAUAAUCUUGCAAUAAAAUGCAAGUCAUGAAACUGAGGUAUGAAUAUUAAUGCACCCAUACAUGGCAAUGUUCUUCCUGUUUCAUACAAUGGGUCGAGAGUUCUUUGUGGUGAGAGCAUUUCCCCUUCAACUUGACAGUUGCCCCCACUCCUUGAAGAAUGGAAUUAUUAAAAAAAGAAUGUGGUUUAGGACCAGAAUAGAAAAAGGAUGAUGUCACCGUCUUGAAGCGAGACCUGCUGGAAAGGAAACCAAUGAAAUGAUGGCUGAUGAUGGAUGUCUCAAAGGGCUACUGAACACACUCCAAAUGGGUGUGUUCAUACAGAAAACUGAAAACUAAAUAAUGACAAAUAUCUUUUUCAUAUAAUCUCUUAACCAUACCUUGAGAAUAAACAUGCUUUUGAUUUUUUUUUUCUUUAAAUUUUACUGGUCAAGGUAAUUCAACAUAAUCAUCUGGGGUAUAGUUUGAAUCAUGGGGUCAAUUGCUUUUCAAGUUCAAUUGUUGUGUUCAGACUUAGCUCCAGCACUAAUUAAAAUUGAGAUGGUUGUGACCACUCACUAUAUGCUACAAUUCAAAAUAAAAUAGCAGACUGGGAAAGGAUUCAUUCCCAUGUUAGCACAAGGCUAACGCUCUAAUAGACAGGUUCAAACAAUAUUUUGCUUAUUUUUUUUUAACAUUUGCUAUUGUUAUAAUUUCUUGUCAAAGUUCUGCUCAACCUUCUCAGAUGGUCUUUCAAAUGUUUAGUUAAUGUGCAUCUUCUCAUAGAUUUUCAAAUAUUAUCCUAUACCCCUUUCAUAAACCCAAUUAUGCGGCUAAUAGCAGCAUAAUUUGGUCGUAA